AAUUGCUAUAGAUCCACAAGGCAUAAAUCACAAAUGAAAAACAUUUUGUAGAAACAAUAAAUCACUUAUUUUAUUUCAAACAUUGAUUAAAAGUUUGUAAUUGCUAAGUUUCCACAUGGAAAACAAUUUGUAUCAAGUAUAGAGUAUGAGCUUGGAAAUAAUCCAUGAUAAAGAGGUUAUCUUUGUAAAGAAUAAAAUGUUUUGACAAUGUGACUGUAGACGUGAAUUGAUAUCGCAAGGAUCAAUGAUCACCGAGACCAGGAUAGCAUUUUAUGUAGCAGCUGAUUUUUGACAAAGGUUUUGUACAACCUGCACAAUGAUCCAACAUCAACUCGUUGAUGAGUCGCCGCUGGUGCAAGCGGUGUUCGCGGGUGGCUGCGACGACGUGAUGAGCCUGCUGGCGGACAAGGAGAACCCGAACGCGCGCGACUCGAGCGGCCGAUGCGCGCUGCACGCGGCAGCCUGGAAGGGCGACCUGCGCGUCGCCGAACUGCUGCUGCAGAGCGACGCCACCCCCAGUCCCAAGGACAAGGAGUGGAACACGCCGCUGCACUGCGCCUGCGCCUGCAAGAACGAGGCAGUGGUGGAACUACUGUUAGAGCACAAGGCUGAUGUGUCGGCGCGUGACAGAUGCUGGCGCACACCGCUGCACGUUGCUGCAGCUAACAACGCAGUGGGCUGCGCCGAACUGCUGCUGCAACACAUGGCCAACGUCAACGUCACCGACCGACAGGGCCACGCCAGUCUGCAUCAUGCCGCCUACAACGGACACCACGAG
Nilaparvata lugens (brown planthopper) is the source of this 778-nucleotide messenger RNA. Its product is annotated as serine/threonine-protein phosphatase 6 regulatory ankyrin repeat subunit A. The record is from RefSeq and is a predicted model, not a curated record. Gene Ontology annotation, molecular function: protein binding. Lineage: Eukaryota; Metazoa; Arthropoda; Insecta; Hemiptera; Delphacidae.